CGGCGGUCCUCUCAUCAUCGUUCUCUAUCUAGAUCCCGAUCCUCCGUGGAACCACCACCGUUGGAUUUUUUUUCCACUGCCGAUGCUGUCAAACAACUAGACAAACCCUUGCCCCUCGGUGUCGCCGAGUACAUUGGUGGCUAUCCUGUCAUAACUUGGCAAUCCUUCACCGCCUCCCAACGACUUCUCUCGUCCAUAUACAAUCGUGCCAAAGACCUUCCUCAUGGUUUGCAAGACCGCAUGAAUGCCUUGCCCAAAUCAUAUCGUAAUUCAGAGUUUGGGCGCAUGGUUUUCGAAGAAAUGAUUCUAGAAGCUAUGGAUGACGAGCCGUACGCUCCACCUAUCAAGAUAUACGAAAACGGGAUAGGAGAAGAGACGACGCCGCCAUGGGAAUUUGUGUACACAAACAAGAUGUGGUUCGGAGAAGGCGUGCCACCUCCUGACGUUCGCAAUCUUGUGAGUUGUGGGUGUCCAGGCAAAUGCGACCCGAAGUCAAAAACGUGCGCAUGUGCGAAGCGCCAACUACAGUGGCUUGAGCCGUACAUCCGCGACGGUUUAUUUCCGGCAACCUGGCCUGGCUCCCCAUUUUUGUAUGACAGUAGGGGGAUUCUGCAACGGGAAGGGUGCCCUAUCUUCGAAUGCAACCAAUUCUGUGAUUGUGAUGAUGAUUGUCCGAAUCGGGUCGUUCAGAACGGAAGGAUAUGGCCAGUCAAUAUCGUCAGAACGGAACGGAAAGGCUGGGGAGUAUUUGCGGGCCCAAAGAAGAUACCGAGAGGGUCGUACGUUGGUAUAUAUACAGGAGAACUCCUGACCGAACAAGAGGGAGAGGCCCGUGGACUGCUCUAUAACGUUUUCGGUCGCACAUACCUAUUUUCAAUUGAUUUUCACCACCUCAAGCUCGGCCUUAAAAAUGAAAAUGACUACGAGAACCUGUAUGCGGUAGACGCCUACCAUGCAGGAAACUUCACACGGUUCUUGAAUCAUAGCUGUGAUCCUAAUUGCGAAAUUACCGCUUGCUACAUUAAUGACGCGGAUAUCAACAAACCACUACUGGCCGUAUUUACCAUCCGUGACGUCGAACCAUGGGAAGAGCUCUGUUUUUCGUACUACGGGGAUACAGAGCAAGCAAAUGGCAAGCUGAUAGCCCGCAACGAUGCCGUGUACGUCGAGUGUUCGUGCGGCAGUACAAACUGCAUUGGAAAAUUGUUUUGA
Messenger RNA from Pisolithus orientalis, 1212 nucleotides. RefSeq lists its product as uncharacterized. Gene Ontology annotation, molecular function: protein binding; histone methyltransferase activity; zinc ion binding. Lineage: Eukaryota; Fungi; Basidiomycota; Agaricomycetes; Boletales; Pisolithaceae. The transcript is spliced from 7 exons. The annotation marks the transcript as partial. The record is from RefSeq and is a predicted model, not a curated record. Gene Ontology annotation, cellular component: nucleus.